Messenger RNA from Durio zibethinus, 1882 nucleotides. RefSeq lists its product as uncharacterized. Lineage: Eukaryota; Viridiplantae; Streptophyta; Magnoliopsida; Malvales; Malvaceae. Gene Ontology annotation, cellular component: endomembrane system. Gene Ontology annotation, biological process: intracellular protein localization. The record is from RefSeq and is a predicted model, not a curated record.
AAUGUAACAAGAAUCCCUCCCAUUCCCUAGUCAUUAAAUCAAGCGAAGGACGACCCAAAUCUGCAACUGCAAAACCCAUGUCCAUUGAAGUCGGCACGACACGAGGCGCCGUUUUCCUAUUGAUUUAUUGAUUUCUUCUCGUUGUAACGUCUUUCUGGAGCAGCACUUGAAUCCGAAGUAGUUCGAUCUGUUGUUUACUUGAAAUCAUGGUGAAAGCCGUGGUUGGAGAGGAAACACAACUCCAGCUAGCCGAGGAUCGUCUCGCCCAAUCUUCAAUUCCCGCCCAGGUUGGUCUGGUGAUAGGGAAACUCAGCUCCACUCUCGACCGAGGCUUCGUGUUCGAUUUAGUACCCACUCCUCAAAACGAUGCUGGACAACCAGCUUGUUCGAUUUUGGAGCCAGCUAAAGACAAUAGGAAAAAGGGUUCGAAACCCAAAUCUCAGACAUCCGAUUCUUCCUCUUUGGUCAUUGACAAGGAUUGGGUCGCUGAACAUGCUCGCCAAGUGUCAAGAAUGAUGGUGGGUGGAAUCAAAGUAGUAGGUAUUUAUGUGUGGGCUAGUGAGGCCGCGUUCAAGAAUUCUACCAUGGUGCUUUGCCAGACUGUGAAAGGAGUUGCAGAAGCAGCAUCCUUUUUGGGGGAUGGCCUUGAUGAAAGAUUGCUUAUUCACAUAUGUUAUAGUCCAAGGAGAUGGACAUGUCGAAAUUGUACAUUGUCCUCAAAUAUCACAUCAAGCAGCUUGCGGCCUUGUGACUUCAAAAUGGGAAGGGUCUUAAAUUCCCUUCAAACUUUUAAGUGCUUGUACAACUUUGAUCUUAGACUGCCAAUAUAUCAAGAAAAAAUAUCAAAAUCUGAGACGUUUAGUGAUGUUCUCAGUAAUGGAAUUUCAAUUUAUGCAAAAGAGCUGCAAGUUGCAAAAGCCAUGAUUGAUGGAAACCUGGUUGUUAAUGAUGAGACAUGCAUAACGGAUGGUUUGCACGAAGUUGAAUUGCUUCUACCAUUCAUGAAGGAUAUCUAUAUUGAAGCAUGCAGCCAGAAAGAUGUUAUAGGUGUUGUCAAAUUUAGUGGCUCUGUAUGUUCCUUUUCAUUCUUGAAUUCCAAGGAACCAAUUUCACAAGCUGUUACUGAUAUAAAGGAUGACAUCAUCAGGAGUUUGCAAAACAGGUUGGAUAUCAUUUGUGAUGAAGCAGAUGAAGAUCUAGGGCCACCUGAUGAUGGAAUUAGGGAAGCAAGCGAUGACUCAUCAUCUGAAAAGCCAAUUUCCCAACUUGUUUUGUGUUCUUUGAGGAAAAUUUGCAAUUUUUCAUUACCUCGGAGGGUCUUUGUUCCUUGGUUGGCGGGUUUAUUUAUCUGUGACCAUCUACAAUCAUCUGAGACGCUCGAGGUUGUAAAAGAUCAUUGUGUUGAGUUGAUGUCCAUGGAAGUUCCAAAUGAUGCCUCAACAAUCUUGGAACCUGAAGAAGAAGCCCUCAGAGUGAUCACUAGAUCUUUCUGGGAUGUAGUCCUCCCCUCCUCUUCACCACCUAGCCCUUCACAAGAAAAGGGUGGAGAAAUUACCAGCACAGAAAAUAGCCAGAAAACUAUCAAGGCACCCUAUGUCAACUUCAUCCCUGCUGUUUUCGUCCUCCUCCUCUCGGUUUUAGUAGGUUACAUGCUUGUCAGGAACUCAUACUAAUAUGGAGUAUUCUGGGAAUCAUAUCAAGUAGUGUUCGAUUUAAGUUUCGAAUUGUUGUCAAAAUUAAAAAAAAAAAAAUAAAUAAAAGAAAAAUUUGUUCUCACAAUGUGGACUCGUUUGAAAGAAAUGGCUAUUGUAUUAAGAUGAGAAAAUGUCCAUUUGAGUUUUCUUUCUUUUGUCCUAAUAAAAAAUGUUGUUGCUAGUUUUAA